Phytomonas sp. EM1 is the source of this 405-nucleotide messenger RNA. The record is from the annotation of a GenBank genome assembly. NCBI's taxonomy places the organism in Eukaryota, Euglenozoa, Kinetoplastea, Trypanosomatida, Trypanosomatidae.
AUGCCAGGGGAUUCCGCGAAGGAGGGGGGCGAUUUCGUCCGCCGUUACGCGCCGUUGGUGAUGCUCGUGGAUGGGAUGAACAAAGAGGUGGAAUGGCAGGUGGUGGUGGGGCACGUGGACGAUCCGAGCGGGAAAUCCGUGGAUGCCGCGCACGAAGGGGGGGUUCCUUCGUUGAGGUUUUCGCUCGAUGGUGUGGCGGAGGCCGUGGCCUGCGAGGCCGCCGUGCUGGCGAGGCUCGCGCAAAAAAAGGCGGAGGAGAUCGAGAAAUCAAACGAAGAACAGGCAAAUGGCCCUCCCGCGGGAUUGAUUUCUUCUCCAGAGAAUCCGGUCGAGGUGGACGCGAGCGAGGAUGAGGGCGGCGAGGUCAAGAACGAUGAUGGGGUGGACGUUGUGGAAUUGGACUAA